Messenger RNA from Gavialis gangeticus (Gharial), 2053 nucleotides. It is a transcript of the gene PLK1, whose product is annotated as polo like kinase 1. The annotation marks the transcript as partial. Gene Ontology annotation, cellular component: cytoplasm; centrosome; nucleus. Lineage: Eukaryota; Metazoa; Chordata; Crocodylia; Gavialidae. The record is from RefSeq and is a predicted model, not a curated record. The transcript is spliced from 10 exons. Gene Ontology annotation, molecular function: protein serine/threonine kinase activity; protein binding; ATP binding. Gene Ontology annotation, biological process: mitotic cell cycle; regulation of cytokinesis; protein phosphorylation.
CUGGGCAAGGGCGGCUUCGCCAAGUGCUACGAGAUCACGGAGCUGGAGAGCAAGGAGGUGUUCGCGGGCAAGAUCGUGCCCAAGGCGCUGCUGGCCAAGCCGCACCAGAAGGAGAAGAUGUCCAUGGAGAUCGCCAUCCACCGCAGCCUGGCGCACCGCCACGUCGUCGGCUUCCAGGGCUUCUUCGAGGACAGCGACUUCGUCUUCGUCGUGCUCGAGCUCUGCCGCCGCCGGUCGCUGCUGGAGCUGCACAAGCGGAGGAAGGCGCUGACGGAGCCUGAGGCGCGGUACUACCUGCGGCAAACCAUCCUGGGCUGCCAGUACCUGCACAGCAACCGCGUGAUUCACCGCGACCUCAAGCUGGGCAACCUGUUCCUCAACGAUGACAUGGAGGUGAAAAUAGGUGACUUUGGGCUGGCGACCAGGGUAGAGUACGACGGGGAGCGCAAGAAGACCCUGUGUGGGACACCGAACUACAUCGCACCCGAAGUGCUGGGCAAGAAGGGGCACAGCUUUGAAGUCGACAUCUGGUCCAUCGGCUGCAUCAUGUACACCCUGCUAGUGGGGAAGCCGCCAUUCGAAACCUCCUGCCUAAAAGAGACGUACAUCCGUAUCAAGAAGAACGAGUACACCAUCCCAAAGCACAUCAACCCGGUAGCUGCUAGCCUCAUCCAGAAGAUGCUGAGGUCAGACCCUGCCACCCGCCCCACCAUUGACGAGUUGCUGAAUGAUGAGUUCUUCACGUCGGGUUACAUCCCUGCCCGCCUGCCCACCACCUGUCUCACUGUCCCGCCGAGGUUUUCCAUCACUCCCACUGCCCUCGACGCAAACGGGCGGAAGCCCCUUACUGCACUUAACAAAGGACUAGACAGCCCUGCGCUGGAGAAGGUGCCUGAAAAGGAAGAAGAAGCGAUGCCGCGGGAGCUGGGAGAUGCUGUCGACUGCCACCUUGCUGACAUGUUGCAGCAGCUGACUACAGUUAAUGCAGCCAAGCCCUCGGAGAGGGUGUUGGUGAGACAAGAGGAGGCCGAGGAUCCCGCCUGCAUUCCCAUUUUCUGGGUUAGCAAAUGGGUGGACUACUCGGAUAAGUAUGGAUUAGGCUACCAGCUGUGCGACAACAGCGUCGGGGUCCUCUUCAAUGACUCCACCCGCCUCAUCAUGUACAACGACGGGGACAGCCUGCAGUACAUCGAGCAGAACAGCUCUGAGUCCUACUUCACCGUGAGAUCCUAUCCAUCCGCAUUGACCAAGAAGAUAACGCUGCUGAAAUACUUCCGGAACUACAUGAGUGAGCACCUGCUGAAGGCUGGGGCAAACAUCACGCCCCGUGAGGGAGACGAGCUCGCUCGCUUGCCCUACCUGCGCGCCUGGUUCCGGACCCGCAGUGCCAUCAUCCUGCACCUGAGCAACGGCACUGUGCAGAUCAACUUCUUCCAGGACCACACCAAGAUCAUCUUGUGUCCCUUGAUGGCAGCCGUCGCCUACAUCGAUGAGAAGCGGGACUUCCGCACCUACAAGCUCAGCCUGAUUGAGGAGCACGGCUGCUGCAAGGAGCUGGCCAGCCGCCUGCGCUACGCCCGCACCAUGGUGGAGAAGCUCCUCACUUCCAAGUCGGGCUCGGCCCGCACAAAGACUUGCGCUUAGGGCCUCACGCUGUGGACUCCACAUCUGGGCCAACACCAAGGCCUCUGAGGGGGGUGGGACUUUGCUCCGGCAGCCAGACUAUGGGGGUGGGAGCCGGCAGCUCAGGGCUCCGUAACUACCCAACGGCUCGGCUCUGCUCCCCGUCAGCCACUCAGCUUCUAUUAAAUGUCUAGUUCUUCCUAAUUUGCAACCCCGACUCCUCCUGUACUCUCCGAGAGCAGCCUGCUCCUUCCCUGCCCCAUGCAGAGGGCAGGGCGGAGGCAUCAUGUAAUUUAUUUUGUUUCUGGGCUCCCCCCCCCCAUGGUGCUUGUCGGGUGUUCAAGGCUCGCACGGGCGGGGUCCGAGCAGAGCAAUCGGCUUUUUAACGUUGGAGCUAGUCUGCCUCCCAUUAAACUACUUUUGUAUAUGA